Messenger RNA from Nanorana parkeri, 927 nucleotides. Its product is annotated as olfactory receptor 13C9-like. NCBI's taxonomy places the organism in Eukaryota, Metazoa, Chordata, Amphibia, Anura, Dicroglossidae. The transcript has a single exon. Gene Ontology annotation, cellular component: membrane. The record is from RefSeq and is a predicted model, not a curated record. Bases 1 to 927 code for a protein of 308 amino acids. Gene Ontology annotation, biological process: G protein-coupled receptor signaling pathway. Gene Ontology annotation, molecular function: G protein-coupled receptor activity; olfactory receptor activity.
AUGGAGAAUCAAACAUUUUUCACACAGUUUUACCUGACCUCAUUUCCUGUUUAUCCUGAAACUUUGCCGUAUUUCUUUUUGAUUUUCUUCAUUCUCUAUUUGGUUGGUGUACUAGCAAACUUUGUAAUCAUUAAAGUUACAGUUCAGGAAAAUAAUUUACACACCCCAAUGUACUUCUUUUUAUGCAAUCUAUCUACAGUCGACAUUUGUUACAUCACAGUCACUCUGCCCAAACUAAUGGACAUUCUGCUGACAAGGAAACAUUCAAUAACGUUUAUACAAUGCUUCACUCAGUUGUUCUUUUUCUUAUUUUUGGCCAGCACUGAAAUUACGUUACUGUCUUCUAUGGCCUUUGACCGUUAUGUUGCAAUUUGCAGGCCCUUGCAUUACCAAACUACUAUGAGCAAAAGAAAUUGUAUUAUUAUUUUAGCAGGCACGUGGCUGUCUGGCUUUGGAAAUUCAACGUGUGUAACAUUGUAUGUUUCAGGAUUAACUUUUUGCCAUUCCAAUGCAAUUGAACAGUUCUACUGUGAGAUUAAAGCCCUUGCUAAAAUUGCAUGCACAGACAGAGGUCUCGGUGUCCUAAUAUUUGUAGAUACUUUCUUAUUUGGGCUUUGUCCAUUUUUACUCAGCCUCAUAUCUUAUGGUAAAAUAAUUUCCAUCAUUCUAAAAAUUAGAUCCAAUGAAGGAAGAAGGAAAGCCUUCUCCACGUGCACUUCUCAUCUCACAAUCCUCCUUAUUUUCUAUGGAACCAUUAUUUGCAUGUACAUGGGGCCAUCCUCCGAUCUGGUAAAUAAACAGGAUUAUAUAUUUUCUGUAUUAUUUGCUGCCGUCACACCCAUGUUGAACCCUCUAAUAUACAGUCUGAGGAAUACAGAAGUGAGAACUGCUAUUGUGACCAAUAUGAAAAUUAAAAUAUUUGGAUGA